AUGUAUUUACAAAAUAAUGUCUCAAUUCAUCCUAUUUCAUCCGAUGGAGGAUGUGAUAGGAUUGCAAAGGAGAAACUUUUGACAAUAGGGAGGGCUGUUUCACAAAAUCUACUUCUAAGUAAUUGCUCUAUCGAUCCUAUAUCUAUCUAUAUGAAGAAGAAAUCAUGUGCAGAGGGGGAUUCUUAUUUGUACAAAUGGUACUUCCAACUUGGAACAAGCAUGAAGAAAUUAACCAUACUUCUUUAUCUUUUGAGUUGUUCUGCCGGAUCGGUCGCUCAAGAUCUUUGGUCUCUACCCGGACCUAAUGAAACAAAUGAUGGGAUCACUUCUUAUAGACUCCUUGAGAAUGAUUCUGAUCUAGUUCAUGGGCUAUUAGAAAUAGAAGGUGCUCUGCUGGAACCCUCACAGACAGGAAGUCGGUUUGAUAAUGAUGGCGUGACAUUGCUUCUUCGGUCCGAACCAAGAAAUCCCUUAAAUAUGAUUCAAAAUGGGUCUUCUUCUAUCGUUGAUCAGAGAUUUCUCUAUGAAAAAUAUGAAUCGGGGUUCGAAGAAGGGGAAGGAGUCUUCGACCCGCAACCGCUAGAGGAGGAUUUAUUCAAUCACAUACUUUGGGCUCCGAGACUGUGGCGCCCUUGGGGCUUUCUCUUUGACGAAGGGUCCAAUGAAUUGAGAUUUCCCUAUUGGGAAGGGUCAUUUCAGGACAAACCGAUCCUUGAUGAUUAUGAUGAAGAGGGUAAGCUUCAAGAGAAUGAUAAUGAUUCGCAGUUCUUGCAGGAUGGAAUCAUGCAGGACCAGACACGAGCGAGAUUUUCCAACGAACAGGGCUUUUUUCGAAUAAGCCAAUUCAUUUGGGACCCCGCAGAUCCACUGUUUUUGCUAUUCCAAGAGGAUCCUUUUGGAUCUGUAUUUUCACAUCAAGAAUUUUCUCCAGAUGAAGAGAUGUCAAGGAUACUUUUGACUUCCCAAACCCAAAAAAUUGAUUGGAAAUAUCUAAAUAAACCCUGGUUUAGGAAGAAUAUGCAAGAACAGAAUUUCAAAUUGUUGAUUGAUCGCCAGAGAUGGUUUAGAACCAAUAGUUCAGUAUCAAAUGAAUUUUUUCGUUCUAAUACUCUAUACGAGAGUUAUCAAUAUUUAUCAAAUCUGUUCCUAUCUAACGGAACCCUAUUGGCUCAACUCACAAAGACAUUGUUGAGAAAAAAAUGGCUUUUCCCAGACGAGAUGGUUGUGACUAUCUGUUCCAAUAACGAACGAUUGGUUUAA
This is a messenger RNA of Vicia faba (fava bean), 1260 nucleotides long. The record is from the annotation of a GenBank genome assembly. NCBI's taxonomy places the organism in Eukaryota, Viridiplantae, Streptophyta, Magnoliopsida, Fabales, Fabaceae.